Molecule: messenger RNA, 1680 nt
Organism: Suillus discolor
Lineage: Eukaryota; Fungi; Basidiomycota; Agaricomycetes; Boletales; Suillaceae
Product: heterogeneous nuclear ribonucleoprotein HRP1
Exons: 6
Coding region: 34-1503 (489 amino acids)
Molecular function (GO): RNA binding
Source: RefSeq, a predicted model, not a curated record
GAGGUCUUUUUCACUCUCACUGCAACCACCAUCAUGUCUGAGCUCGACGCUGACCUUUAUGGCGAUCUCUACGGCAACGAUGAGCCUGAAUUUCCAACUUCAGCAGAAAACGGCGACCAAUCUAAACCAGAAGAGUCUCUUCUAUCGGAAGCGCCCCCUCAAGCACCUGUUGCUUCCGCUGUGAAGGUUCCCCAGCCGACAAUAUCAAAACAGCCUUCACCGGUCGCGCCGGCCGCCGCCAUCAGAGCACCUGCAACAGAAACCUAUCCAGUACAGACUUAUGAAGAAUACGCGUCGACUAAUGCUCAAUCUGGACCUCCUGCCUAUGGUACUCCGACUACACAACAAAUUCCGACUUACCAGCAACCUCAAUCGGACUAUGCAUCAGACUUGGGCCAACAUGAAGGUGUGGGUAGUUAUGACCGCCAACAUAGCCACGAGAGGAGUGUACGGCCCUCAGAGAUGAAGGAUGAAGGCAAGAUGUUCAUUGGCGGUCUUAACUGGGACACAACCGAUGAGUCCCUCAGGAAUUACUUCUCCCAGUUCGGUAAAGUAGAUGCAUGCACGAUCAUGCGCGAUGCUGCUGGCCGGUCGAGAUGCUUCGCCUUUUUGACCUUUGAGGACCCCGCGAGCGUUAAUGCGGUGAUGGUGCGGGAGCACUUCCUAGAUGGCAAGAUUAUUGAUCCAAAGAGAGCAAUACCUAGACAAGAACAUCAACGCGCUACAAAACUAUUCAUCGGCGGUCUUGCGGGGAGUGUGACGUCCGAGUCGAUGCGAGACUUCUUCUCGCAGUUUGGCAAGGUCAUUGAUUCGACCGUCAUGUUAGAUCGUGAGACAGGGAGAAGCAAGGGCUUUGGAUUUGUUUCAUUCGAAGACACAAAUGUCCAGCCCUUCCUCGGUUUUGGGAACCUAGAAAUCGAUGGGAAAUUGAUUGAUGUGAAAUUGGCGCAACCGCGUUAUCAGCGCGACAACUUCAAUGAAGACGGCGGUCAGCAACAACAACAGUACACCAACAAGGGCGGGAAUUUUAAUGCGGCAGCUAACGCUAUGCCCGCGGCUCCCUCGGGCAACACUCCGUUUGAUCCCCAGGCUCUAGCCGCCUUGUACACCCGCAUGUUCCAAAUGGCAGGCGGAGGUGGCAUGAUGGGAGGUAUGGGUAUGGGUAUGAAUCCAGGCAUGACUCCGGGCAUAAACCCGAGCAUGAUGGGUGGCAUGGGUGGUUAUGGAGGCGCAGGCAUGGGCAUGGGCAGAGGUGGCAUGGGAAGCCCCGCAAUAGCAGGUGGUAUGGGUGGAGGACCAGGAAUGGGUGGUGGUGGAAUGGGGCGAGGGGGUCAGGGUAUGGGGGGUGGUGGUACACCUACAGGGCCUGCCAGCCUAGGUCCGAAUGUUCCACGUGGUCCACGAGGAGCACAGGGUGGUCCGAGUGGUCCUGGUGGUCUUGGCGUUGGCCCACAACGUGCGGCACAACGAGGGCAGCACAGUUACCAUCCCUACGCGCGCUAGUUUUCAUGACAUCGCUGGAUUUGCAUUGCAACUAACUUAUCAAUUCAAAAGCUGGUCCGUGUACGCAUGAAGAUGGUGGACCUUUCAUAUGCAUUUAUAGGCAGUACUUUAGUUCGUCAUUUUCGCUUUUUAGUAUGUUCAGAAGCCGUAUGGAAUGAAUUAUUUGUGCCUGCUGCA